Messenger RNA from Ruditapes philippinarum (Manila clam), 5485 nucleotides. RefSeq lists its product as uncharacterized. Bases 694 to 2754 code for a protein of 686 amino acids. NCBI's taxonomy places the organism in Eukaryota, Metazoa, Mollusca, Bivalvia, Venerida, Veneridae. The record is from RefSeq and is a predicted model, not a curated record. The transcript is spliced from 2 exons.
CUUAGAUAAGAAAAUCAGAAAAGAAGUAAAGAAAUUUAAUAUGUCAGAAACUUUAUACUACUUUAGAACAAAACAAUAUUUUCAUAAUGGAUCAGGUACCAAAUUACAACCAGACUGUGUCAAAUAAGCUAUCAGAGGUUCUGACUGGUAUAGUUAAUACUUUUUCAAAGACAAAACAAGAAAAUUAUUCUUAAAGAAUUCUACAAUAUCAUUAUUAAACAGAGAAAUCAUAUUUAAGUGCUCGAUUUGAAUUAAAAGUUUUGUAAAAAGUAACAAUUUUGGGUCAUUUUUCACAAAAAGAAUAACUUUUCUGGAAUUCUGGAAAAACACACUGAACCAAUGAUCUGAUAUUUGGCACAAAAAUCAUUUCCAGUCCUGGCAUGACAAAAUAUCUUAUUGGAGUCCCAGUACACAUGAAGCAUGAAUCUAGUACAGUUGAUCUUUAUCUUGUCUUCUCUAAAUUCCUUGUCCACAAAGGGAGACAACAAAUGUCAGAUAUAAUAUAACUGCCCAACAGAGUUAUCUUCUUAAGAUUGAAAGAGAAAGAGGAAGUUAAAAAUAAAUCCAGAAAACCCAAUACUCUAAUUGUCGUCAGCAACUGGGAAAUUUCUGAAGUAUUUUGUUUUGCUUUAUAAAUAUUGAACAUCUAGUGAUCUCAUUAUCUUAAAUCUGCUGCAGAUAUAAACCAAAAGAAUGUAUCAAGUACCAAAUUACACAGAGACUGUAUCAAUGAAGCUAUCAGAGGUUCUGGCUGAUAUAGGUGUUGAUGAGAGAAUAGUGAUGAAGAGGAGAAGAACAUUGCUUCUGAUGGAAUCAAUAGAAAAUAUAUAUCACCAGCUACUUGAUGAAAAUUUUUUCAUAUACCUUUUUGGGAGUCAAUCAGAAGGUACAACUACAAUAGGAAUCCAAUCAGACAUAGAUCAACUUAUUCGUGAUAAAGAAUACCCUGUGAUACAAGACUGGAGUGACUGGAUAUCUGGCUUAUAUAAUUUUUUGAUGAUUCAAGAUAAUUCUGUAUCUCCUGGACAUUGUUUACUUCAAAGUCUGAGAUCUGAUGCUCCUCUUCCUGCUGAUGGUGAAUCUGAUCAAUUCUUCUUCAAGGACAGAACAGGAAGAGUGUUUGUAAAGAAUUCUAUAGUACAUGUAUCUAGUGUAAAUAGAGACGAAGUAGAAUUACAUGGACCAGCAUAUGCACGACAAGGACAACCAGGCUACUGUGAUAAAGAUACUGUCAUGGCUCUACAUUGUACAACAUGGCCCCAACAAGCUAGACAAUGGUUAAUUCAACAAGGUGAAGGUCAAUGGCCGUCUGCUGAAAUGAAACAGUAUUGCAGCAGAACUGGUUGCUUUGUUGUUACUGUUGGAUGUAGUGGCAGUGAACAUGAGCAACUUGAAUGGAGAAUAUCAACAUCUUUAGCAGAAAGGUGCUUAAUGUUCAACCUGAAUAUUACACAGAUUCGCUGUUAUGUCUUAAUGAAGAUUUUAAAAAGAUUUAUUAAUCCAUUGUUUAAUGAUGUUAUUACAAGUUUUAUGUGUAAAACCGUACUCUUCCACUGUAUUGCCAAUACACAUUCUAACAUCUGGAGAGAAAAUAACUUACUUUUAUGUCUAUCACUGUGUUUAUAUCUCCUGUACACCAAUAUCAUUUAUGAAAAUUGUCCACAUUUUAUUAUUCCUGGUAACAAUUUAAUGAGGGGGAAGAUUUCACCUGCAGUUAAACCAUAUAUCCUGGAAAAACUCAACAUUAUCAUCAACAGUGAAGGUCUGGCACUACUUGGGAUUAAAUGUGAUGAUCUUGGUUCAAGGCUUCUUCUCAAGUUAUCUGCAAUCAAGAAAGGUGAUAUCAUUUCAGGAAAACUAUUAUAUAAUCUGGCUUUUUCUAUAUCUGGGACACUGAACAAAACUUAUCAUCAUCUUAAGAAGAGAAGUCCUAAUGAAGCUGUAGAAAUAUUAAAGAACUUUAUAUCAAAAACAUUCAACAGUCAAUAUGAAGGAUUAGAUAAGACAGCCAGUCAUCUUAUGUUACCAUGGUACUGUACAAUACUUGGAUCUUUCAUGGCUACACUUAACAUCUAUCAUUACAACACUGUAUCAGCAGAUGCCCUCAAACUCAUUGCACUUGGUCUCAAUACAGAUGUUGCAUCAAGUAAACUGAAACUAGCUUCAAUCUUAUUCUGUGUUCAAGAAAUACAAAAAGUUGACCUAGUACUCAGUGAGAUUGAAAAAAGAUAUGAUCUACAAAUAGUUGAGCCUAUCUGUAAAUGUCAUGUUGAAAUCAAAAAAGAACUGCAAAGACAAGGAUUCCUUGAAUUAUGUGACAAUCAUAAUGAAGAAAUCUUAAAGUAUACAACAGCAUCAUGUGUUAGAUUUCUGCCAUGUGAAAUUCACUGUGUACCAACUGAACUCAGAUAUGAAAUGUUUAGAUCUACACAAGAGGACAGAAUAUUCCGUACAAAAGAAGACAACAUGUGGAUGGAUUGUGCUGUAGUGGAUUCCCUCCCUUACCUCUACUUUCUACAAUACAAAGUUUACAGCCAUUUAGGAAGACGUGACCAGAAACAAGCUGCUCUCUUCAAACUAAUCAGAACCAUAAAAGAGGAACUAAACCUUGGACAUCGGGAAACAGCUCUAAAUCUUCUCGGAAAAUGCAUGGAACAAGAAGGUAGAGCUGGAGACGCUUUACAGUGUUAUUUCAAGUCACUUAAUGUAAGAGGGAGAGACAAUGCUGCAAAGAUUCAUAUCAACGCGCUCUGAUCUGUACUGAUAAAUGCAAGGACAUAAAAGGUAUGACAAAACUUUGGAAAAAGCAAGACAGUAACAGAAAUGAGUGGUAUUUACAAGCUAGAUUAUGACAGCAACAUUCAUGCUCAACAUCAUCUUAUAUUUUUCAAAUAGCAAAUUUCUUGUCAUAAGAAACACUUUUUAAUACAUAUGUAUCAGUGUUGCAUCUAGGCCGCGCGAUUUGCGCAUUUUUUAUGCAGAUCGCGCAUUUUAUUGAAGUCAGUGCGCGCCAAGUCGCGCAUCUGACAAUCUUUUCAACUUAAUUCAGUUUAUCUUCAUCGUAUCUUUAACGCUUCAGCCAUGUUUGUUUUCACUCGUGGUUAUGACUAAAAUACGUACUAAAUCGCAUGUAGCAGCCGACUAAGUCAUCUCGCGUGUGUUUUGUAGUAUUCGUCAAUAUUUUAUUUUUUUACUUCCGUUUUUGAGCGGACGAUAGCUGUCAAAAAUGCCUGAAUGUAAAAUAAAUGAACUCUAUUCGGUAUGUCAUAUUGUAAGGUCAAUGUAUGUCCCCCACAUCUUUUUCAAAUCCCCCACAUUUUUCAAUUGAGUGGGGGACAAUCCCCCAUAAUUUUGAAAUUCUAGAUGCAACACUGAUGUAUAUGUCAUCCAUAAUUCCAUAUGUGAAAGAGAUCAAGCAACUUGUCAUAUAGCCUGGUUUUCAUGUCAGAGUGUUGAUAUUUUCAAAGUAAGAUAAUAACUUCAUUUUGAUUCCCAACAUUUUGUAGUAUUCAUUAAUUAUCUUCACAUGAAGUAAUCAGUAAUUGUUCAUUUAUCAUCAUCUAUUCAAUCAUUUUUACAAAUAUCUGUAUUCCUUACACUUUCCUACAAUAUUUGUUGAAGCUGCCUUGUUAUAGGUUAGUAUAUAAUAAUAUCCAUAUCUAUGUUCAUUGGCAAUUGAUUACAUAUUAAUUAGGGCUGGGUAUUGAUCAGAAAUUUCCGAUACGAUACGUAUUGCGAUACAGACCAACGAUACACAAAACGUAUUGACGAUACAGUACAAUGAUGCUUCAUUGUUAGGAUGUACUUAUUAAAAGUACUAUUUACAUUUCAUAGAUGCCCUGGUGAAAUAUUAUUGAAUCUUUCUUAUAUCUGUUUUAGAUUUUGACUUUGUUAAUGAUGAUAUAUAAUACAGAGCAGGUGCAUAGGUACCUUAAUUAGUACAUUUGAGAUAAUAUUUUGAAUAUGACAUGAUGGCACCUUUUUUCACAGACGCUUGGGGUUAUGUGCGUGGCUCCCCUUCUUGAUCCGCACUUGUAUACACCAUGCCUAUUUUUAUCUUGCAAACCGUACGUCAAAAUAUUUUUGCAUAUUAUUACGACCUGGUCACAUGUCUUGAACAUAAAACAUGUUUUCCGCUAUUUUAACCACGUUUAAAAAAGUCCCUAGAAUAUCAUAAUUUCAUGAAGAUAACAACGUACGCUUUCCUUUGAUGUGAGAUGACUGGAAUGAGUUUCGGCACUGUUUUGCGCUUUCAUUUUCAUGCCGAGAACCAAAACCCCGCAGCGGUUACUUCCCCUAAUCAGUACAGAAACCAAAUCAAGAAGACUGACGGAAAGGGCCGAGUAGUUGCGACUGAAUUUCUUUUUCCCAGCGAUUUUCCCGCUGUAAUUUACAGAAAAACAUUCCAGUGGUCAUGAAUUCGUAAAGAAGCAUGUGACUCAGUUAUGAAAAUAUAAUUAAAUGUGCAAAGCUUGGAAGAAAGGUACGAUCUGAUAAUAACAUGCAGUUAUUUAUUAAAGGAAUAUAUGCAUCGACUGAUUUACACCAGAAAUAAAUGGCAUGCGAUAACAUAAAUACCUGAAAUAUAUGUAGGUCAGUUGUGUUUACAUUUCGAAGCUUGGUAUCUUCAGGAAAUUGAAGCGUUGGAAAAAAAUUGACUUUUUUAAAACGUUAUGAAAUUCUAUUCAAACUUGUUCAUGUGUUAGACACUUAACCGUCUCAUACUAAUAUAAGCACAAAUUUAAAACUUAUUCUUGUGAUAAACAAUACUUUUAGUUUUUAAUAUUCAGGGGCGGAGAAGGGCAGGGUCCAUACUCCAAGUGUCUGUGCCUUUUUUAGAUAAAACAAUUAUUUUGAAAAAAAAAUAAAAAGCUUUGUAGAGAAAUAAUUUAAUGCAAAAAUAUAAUUAUGUAAAUACUAGGAAAAGUUAACGCAGAAAAUAAUUAAAACAUCACUAUUUAUUAUGACAGGAGCGUAGUACUGUCUACAAGUCAACUGUUCUAAAUUAUAAGAUCUUUUUAAUAAAAUCAAAUUUUUGUAGAAUUUGAAAUAUAUACACUGAGAAAGUAUUGGAACAUUGAAAAUUUUCUAACAAAUCCUGUUUUUUCUAUCUUAAACGGUAAAAUUACAAUAAAAAUAUAAAUAUCAUGUAAUGAUGUUGUGGUGUCGUAAUCCGUAACGUACCGGGAAACGGUGUUUAGCUACGUCUUCGCACAGUCACAUUUAUUUAGUUAGCAAACUACAUCUUGGAAAAUCAAUAAAUUUGUAUGAUUUAUGUGUUUACAAUAUGUGUUUGAUUAAAUUACAAGUAAAUGUUUGGUCUUAUACAAACUACUGCCGACCUGAAAGUAUUUUUACCAGUGUUAGAAAUAGGAGAUUGAAUGCCCGGAUAAAUUUUGUCACGGAUUUAUCCGUCAUUUUGUGUAUUGACACAUUUGUUGUUCCACCUGAACUAAUCAAUGCCGCCUUUCAAAUAUUGCUGAGG